AUGGCGACAAUAUUCAUCCAUUCACUAAUCUCCAACCUCAAUCUUUCCGCUGCAGUUUCUUUCUAUGCCCUUAUCCUCAUCAUCAUCAUCUCCAUCCUUCUCUUGAAAUCAAGUACCUCAAAUAAUGGUCACGUAAAAAGAGAUGCACCAACAAUGGUGGAUGGAGCCUGGCCCAUAAUAGGCCACCUCCACCUCUUACGUGGGCCGAGGCCCCUUCACAGAGUUCUCGGCGACAUGGCGGAUCGAUACGGUCCAAUCUUCACUCUCGAAAUGGGGAGAGCCCAAAGAGCAAUCGUGGUCAGCGACUGGGAGACCGCAAAGGAAUGUUUGACCACAAACGACAAGGCGUUCAUCGUCAACCGCCUCCAAACCACCGCCGGGGAGAUCUUGGGCUACGACGGCGCCAUGUUCGGCUUCAGCCCGUACGGCCACUUUUGGCGACAGAUGCGGAAACUCGUCGCAAUAGAGCUCCUCUCGUCGCACCGGCUCCGGUUGCUAAAACCGGUUCGGGAAUCCGAGAUCCGCCUUGCCACCAGAGAGCUGUACGACCUUUGGAGACAGGCGAGGAAGGGCGGGAAAAACGACGCCGUUUCCGUGGAGAUGAUGGGAUGGUUCGGUGACGUGGCGUUGAACGGGAUAUUGAGGGUGGUGUUCGGGAAGAGGGUGGGAUAUUACACAUCCAGGGAUGAGGAGGGUGCGAAGUUGAAGAAGUUGGUGAGGGAUUACUUCGACUCGGUGGAGAAGUUUGGGGUUGGUGAUGUGUUUCCGUGGCUGAGGCGGUUUGAUAUUGGGGGUCAUGAGGAGUCGUUGAAGAAGAUAGCCAAGGAUCUGGACGACGUUGUGCACGAAUGGUUAAGAGAGCACAAAGAGAGUUGUUGUGAUGGAGGAGGGACGACAGAGAAGCUGGAUGGAGACGAUUUCAUGGGUGUGUUGCUUAGCAUUCUCGACGAAUACGAUGCAGAACGUCAUGAUGCUGAUGUUGUCAAUAAAGCUACUUGCAUGGCUCUUGUAUUGGGAGCUUCCGACUCGUCGACAGUAGUCAUGUCUUGGUCUUUAUCUCUACUCAUGAACCAUCCUGAAGCCCUAAAAAAGGCCCAAAUCGAGUUAGAAGACAUAGUCGGAAUGGAAAGGCAAGUCCAAGAGUCUGACAUUCCCAACUUGCAUUACCUACAAGCCGUAGUGAAAGAGACCUUCCGCCUUUACCCUCCCGUUCCGGUCAACAUGCGGGGUCGAUCCGGAGAGGACUGUGUUGUGGCGGGUCGUCACAUCCCCAAGGGCACGCAACUCGUGCUCAACUAUUUCAAGCUUCAGCGAGAUCCGCGCGUAUGGGAUGAGCCAAAUGAAUUUCGUCCUGAACGUUUUCUGACGACAACUCACAAGAAUGUGGAUGUUAAGGGCCAGGAUUUCGAGCUGCUGCCAUUUGGCGCUGGUCGAAGAAUGUGCCCCGGAGUGUCGUUUGCUCUCCACGUUGUGCAGCUGACACUGGCCACGCUGUUGCAAGGGUUCGAUUUUCGAACUACCACGUUUAGUGGUGGUAAGGUUGAUAUGGGGGAGGCCAUGGGAUCCACCUACCAGAGAGCUAGCCCUCUGGAGGUUCUAUUAUCUCCAAGGCUCCCAUCACAUUUGUAUGGAUGA
Linum trigynum is the source of this 1635-nucleotide messenger RNA. NCBI's taxonomy places the organism in Eukaryota, Viridiplantae, Streptophyta, Magnoliopsida, Malpighiales, Linaceae. The record is from the annotation of a GenBank genome assembly.